Anolis sagrei ordinatus is the source of this 3386-nucleotide messenger RNA. The record is from RefSeq and is a predicted model, not a curated record. Lineage: Eukaryota; Metazoa; Chordata; Lepidosauria; Squamata; Anolidae.
AGGUUGUUAUGGUCCGCUGCCAUAAAGGACAUUGAUAUGGAGGAUAAGAGGGGGGAAAGGGCCUUCCUGCUGCUUGCGUCAGAGAAUGGAAUGGAAAGAGGCCUCGGAAAGGGAUGCUUUCGCUUUUGCACCAUUGAUGCUGAUGCUGCUGAUGCUGCUGCUGCUGCUCUGGCCUUCCUUUGGAAACCGUGGGAAAGCACCGAACUUGCGGCUCCUUCUUCGCGUGAAUGAUAUUUGAGAGGAGGGUUGUGUUGCAUUGUGUGGAAGGAGAGAAAGAAAGGGCAUUGGCAGCCUUCCUUUCUGCAGGAUUGAAAUGGAAGAACCUGAAGAAUCCCUGGAAGAUGCCCUCCUCUUCGCCUUGGACGACCUUCGCGGGGAAAACUUCAAGCGCUUCAAGAACAAGCUCUGCUUCUUGAAGAUGGAGGGAAAGGACCGGAUCCCGCAGAGCAAGCUGGAGAGCGCGGACACCGUGGACACGGUCCAGCUCCUGCUGGGGGCCUAUGGGCAGGAAGGGGCCAAAGAGGUGACCGUCCACGUCCUCAAGAUGAUCAACAUGCGGGAUUCGGCCUCCAGGCUCCAUAUGUGGAAACAGAAAGAAUGCAAGAAGAAAUAUCAGAGGCACAUCCAAGAUACCUUCUGUCACAUCCCUGAAUUGAACCCUCGUUCUGGUCAGAAAGUGAGCCACCACCAAAGAUACACUGGGCUCUUUCUCAGGGCCAGGAAACCAGAUCCUGAGGAAAGAGCCCAUGGACUCCUGGCCAUGGAAAGGAAACAUCAGGAGAUGGAGGCUCACCCAGAGAGAUGUCCAAGUCUUGGCCUGGAGGAACUGUUUGGCCCAGAUGCUGAGGGGAGAAGCUCCAGAACCGCUGUGUUGUUUGGGCUGGCUGGAAUAGGGAAAACUAUGACUCUACAGAAGUUGAUGUUGGACUGGGCAUCUGGUGAGUCUUGGCCAGCCAAGUUUGCCUAUGCCUUUUAUGUCUCCUGCGGAGCACUGAAUGCUAGUAGGGAAACUAUGAGUCUGGUUGACCUGAUAGUCAACAGCUGUCCUCCAGGGACUCUUGCAGUGGAGGACAUCUUGAUGCACCAAGACAACCUGCUCAUUAUCCUCGAUGCUUUUGAUGAACUUAAUCCUAGCCAUCUUCCAAGUGAAAGUCCAAGCAACGACGUGCAGAAGAAGCAGCCUGUAGCUGACCUAGUGUCUGGAUUGCUUCGAAGAAAGCUCCUUGCCAAAUGCCACCUCCUGGUAGCCACAAGGCCUAAGGCCAUUGGGUCCCUCCUACAAUAUCUGAGAUCAUCAAGGUGGGUGGAAGUGUUGGGAUUCCACUCAGCUCAGAGGGAGGAGUAUUUCCAACGUUUCUUUGAGGAUAGAGAAGAUGGUGCUCGAGCCUUUGAGCUUGCAAGGAGCAAUGAGACUCUUUCCCGCAUGUGCUUCCUCCCUGCUUCAUGUUUAGUGAUCUGCUCCAUCUUCAGUCAGACAACCCAAAGGGAACCCCUCAAAGAUAUCCCAGAGAAGGCAACGGUCACAGACAUUUAUGUGUGGCUCCUCUUGAAGUUCCUGGGCUGCCAUUCUACUUCGGUCAACGUUGAAGGCCUAUGCUGCUUAGCCAAAGAGCGACUGCUCCACAAAGCUGAGGUCUUUGAUGAAGAAGUGAUCAAAGAUCAUGGUUUGGGCAACCCUUCAGCACACUCGGGUAUUCUCCUCCAAGACAGCCAUGUAACAAUGACAUACACGUUCACCCACUUAGGUUUCCAGGAAUUGUUGGCCGCCUUGUCCUUUUGUCUCCUUGACUCAAAUGGGAACACGAUAUCAUCCUUCCAAGAACUGGAGGAAGUAUCUGGACACCGGACUGAAUCCAACUUCACUCUGCUUCUGCGCUUCCUUUUUGGCCUCUGCGGAGAGAGGGGGCUGGAUAUCUUUCAAGAGAGUUGGGGCUGCAGGACAUCCAGGAAAGGACUUUGGCAAGAAUUAGGGAUAUGGUUGGAGAAGGAAGUUAAGUCUCAGUCCUUUCAGAGCAAAGAGAAGCUGCUAGAACUGUGCCAUUGCAUGUAUGAGACCAAGGACCUCCCGUUUGCCAAGAACAUCAUGGGACACUUUCAUGAUCUGGACUUCAGGGACCUGCUCUCCACCAACCUAGACCUUGCAGCUGUUGCCUUCUGCUUGUCGGCUUCUGACUCCCUCCAGUCACUUCAUCUCUCUGACUGUGAGCUGGGGCCCGAAAGACUGGGGCAACUCCUGCCAGGGCUGCGGAAGCCUUCAGAGAUCCGGCUAAACCGUUGUGGGCUUACGGUUUCCACCUGCAAAGAUCUUUCUUCAGUUGUGGCAGCCAACGUGAGGCUGACCAGUCUGGACCUGUCUGAAAAUCCAUUGGGCGACUUGUGUGUGACCCAGCUGUGCCAAGGGCUGCUCAGUUCACACUGUCAACUGCAGAGUCUCCAGCUUCAUGGCUGCCACCUGACAGCUGUUGCCUGUGAGCCCCUUUCUGCACUUCUGGCAUCCAAGCCAUGCCUCAUUGAGCUCGAUCUUGGAGGAAACCCCUUGGGAGACCCGGGAGUCCAUAUAUUGUGCAAAGGGAUGAAGAACCCACUGUGCGGACUGCAAAGGCUCAAGUUGCACCAAUGCAGCCUUACGGGCACCGCCUGCACAGAUCUGGCCUCCGUUUUGGAAACUAGUCUGAGUUUGACAGAGCUUAACCUGGGGGACAACAGCCUCGGGGAUGAUGGUGUCCGGCAGCUGUGCCUUGCACUGAAAAAGUCCCACUGCAAACUCCGGAGUCUGGCACUGAGCAUGGGAUCCCUGAACCGGAUCACAAGGACGAGGCUCCAGGCAGCUAUUUCGGCGCGUCCUGAAAUGACAGUGGUUUCCUACUAUUCGCCCUCCUACCUGGCCUUCCCAGGUGACGAAGGAUCAUGGGGCAUGUUUCCACGUUCCCAACACUCCGGCCAAUUUUGACACUGAAGCUGGUAAAGGAGGGAACGAUUGCAAGGCGCACUUCAAGGAGAUUGAUUUGGCACAUCACAAUGGUUCCCUUAAAAGACCGUAAGGGUUAGGUCUACUUUCAGGACUGUUUCCAGAGGAGGGAGACUCAAAGGACCAAGGGUCUGGAGAACAAGCCCUAUAAGGCGAAACGUCAGGAGAAAAUGCCUCUAGAACAUGGCCAUAUAACCCGGAAAAACCUACAACAACCCAUCAAGUUUAUCCCUUAGAAAGAUAACUCAUUGUGAACAAAAAAGCCUAUUUUGAGUUAUCUACAAUGUCUUGAUCCUUGAGAGUUCCAGUUCUCUAAAGGAAGGCGAGAAGCAAUCCCCUGGGGAAAAGAUGUCACGUGCAUGUUUCUUUCACUAAGAACUAUAGCCGCCAGGCAGCGAUGGCAUAAGAAGGAUGAUAA